This is a messenger RNA of Brassica oleracea var. oleracea, 1073 nucleotides long. Its product is annotated as dehydrodolichyl diphosphate synthase 5-like. Gene Ontology annotation, cellular component: chloroplast stroma. The transcript is spliced from 4 exons. Bases 71 to 961 code for a protein of 296 amino acids. The record is from RefSeq and is a predicted model, not a curated record. Lineage: Eukaryota; Viridiplantae; Streptophyta; Magnoliopsida; Brassicales; Brassicaceae. Gene Ontology annotation, biological process: polyprenol biosynthetic process; plastid membrane organization; response to cold.
CUUGAAGUGUGUAUAAAUAGAGAAGUAACUGAUCCGUAAAUACAAACAUUAAUAACAAAUAAAAAAAACAAUGUUGUCUCUACUCUCUAUUGUAUUGACUUUUCUUUCUCUUAUUAUCAUGCCUUGUCUCUUCGUCUCUUGGCGUCUACGUGUUCCCCUCUCCAUUACAAAUAUCCGCAGAUUCAUCAAAACCGCAGCUUCUCAAUGCAAUGAUAAAGAAGAGAGCGGUACAACCGGAGAGAAGGAGAAAGGAGGGAGACUGCCAAAGCAUGUGGCGAUCAUAUUGGACGGAAACAGACGUUGGGCAGAGAAACGAGGACUCGGGCCAUCGCAAGGUCAAGAAGCCGGAGCGAGAACUGUUAUGGAGAAUGUUAAGGACUAUUUCUCUAUGGGGAUUAACACUGUUUCACUCUUUGCUUUCUCCACUGAAAAUUGGGGAAGACCCGGGGAUGAAGUUAAGUACAUAAUGGACAUGUUUGAGAAAAUCGUCAAGUCUGAGAUGCCUAACUUGCGCAGAUAUGGCGUCAAAGUCUCGGUCAUCGGAAAACGGACGAAUAUUCCGGAGUCACUUCUACAUUUGAUAGGAGAAGCAGAAGAAGCUACAAAGAACAACAAAGAGAAGCAACUCAUUGUGGCGUUAGACUAUAGUGGAAAGUUCGAUAUUUUACAAGCAUGCAAAAGUCUUGCUGAAAAGGCAAAAAACGGGCUGAUCAAUGUAGAGGACAUCGACGAAAAUCUGAUGGACAAAGAGUUGAUGACAAGCUGUAGUGAGUUCCCGAACCCUGACCUAUUGAUUAGAACAAGCGGAGAACAAAGGAUUAGUAACUUCUACCUAUGGCAAUCAGCUUACACAGAGCUUUACUUUCCUAGUGUUCUAUGGCCUGACUUCGGAGGAGCUGAGUAUUUCGAGGCCUUGGAUUGGUAUCAGAAGAGGCAGAGGCGAUUCGGUCUAAGGGUUUAAACUUUCAGUUUUUUUUAUGUAUUACUAAUAAAUGGUUUAACUACUCAAUAAUGUAUGCGUUUGUUUUCACGUUUACUAGUUCAAGAUGCUCCUUCAGUUGUUAUUGUUUCUA